Molecule: messenger RNA, 1057 nt
Organism: Zingiber officinale
Lineage: Eukaryota; Viridiplantae; Streptophyta; Magnoliopsida; Zingiberales; Zingiberaceae
Product: ubiquitin-40S ribosomal protein S27a-like
Exons: 2
Coding region: 32-577 (181 amino acids)
Biological process (GO): modification-dependent protein catabolic process; protein ubiquitination; translation
Cellular component (GO): cytoplasm; ribosome; nucleus
Molecular function (GO): structural constituent of ribosome; ubiquitin protein ligase binding; protein tag activity
Source: RefSeq, a predicted model, not a curated record
GGCGUUGCCGGGAGCAUCAUCGGCUGCGAAUAUGCAGAUAUUCGUGAAGACCCUCACGGGAAAGACGAUCACCCUCGAAGUGGAGUCGUCGGACACCAUCGACAACGUCAAGGCAAAGAUUCAGGACAAGGAAGGGAUUCCGCCCGACCAGCAGCGCCUAAUCUUCGCCGGGAAGCAGCUCGAGGACGGCCGCACUCUCGCCGACUACAACAUUCAGAAGGAGUCCACUCUCCACCUCGUCCUCCGCCUCCGCGGCGGCGCUAAAAAGCGCAAGAAGAAGACCUACACGAAGCCCAAGAAGAUUAAACACAAGAAGAAGAAGGUGAAGCUAGCCGUGCUUCAGUUCUACAAGGUCGACGACUCCACCGGCAAGGUCACCAGGCUGCGGAAGGAGUGCCCCAACGCUGAGUGCGGCGCCGGCACCUUCGUGGCCAACCAUUUCGACCGCCAUUACUGCGGCAAGUGUGGCCUCACCUACGUUUACCAGAAGGCGCAAGAUCAUCUGGGCUCACCGUCUCCCUUGCCUGGCCAUCGGAGCCGACAUCUGAUGGGGAAUCGGCCAGCUCACUUGCAUUAGUGUGGGAUGCAGGUUCGAGUGUCGUUUUCCUCUUUCUGUACUUAACCUAGCAUACAUUCCAAAGAUGGAAAACCUAAAUGUCUUAUGAUUUGGGCAACAAGAGAGCGGGUAUACCUUUGGCUCAUUAUGGUUGGCAACUAGAAAAAAAACAACGAGAUAUGUUGUUGCUGUUGGAAAUCUUGGAGGAGAUGAAAGGAGUGAUGGUUUACUGCUGUUGGCUGAGAGAACAUGACAAACCAAUGAUGAAGCUGUGGAAACAUUGAAAGACGAGGAAGGAGAGCCUUUCUCCUUUUUGCCAAUGGCCUCAGUGUGCUUCGACGGGAUCCAAUGACUGCCCUGGCUAGCUUCGACAGUUGCUGUGCAUGGUUGGAAAAGAUAACAAAAAUAGCAAGGUGCUGCUCUUGAGAAGGAGAAGGAGACGGCAAGCGACGGCUGGCAAUUGUUGUUGCUGUUGUGAGUGUUAGAUUAUAUAAUUAAUUA